CACAAUGCGAAGCAGAGAACAUGAAUUGGAAUAGAAAAUAUAGUCCUGGAGAGAACUGGAGAAUUAAGACCAGUAUGCCUUCCGAGAUUGAGAAGGACCCCGCCCUCCACAAAUACUGGCAUAAGAGGCACUCUCUCUUCCACAGGUGGUUGUUUAUUUCUGUAUUAUUUGUCCUCCAGUGUAAGAAGUGUUUAAAAAAGGUAUUUAAAUGAAACCAACGUUAUGUUUGCUUGGCAACAGGUUCGACGAGGGCAUCAAGUUGGACCGCGAGAGCUGGUUCAGCGUCACACCAGAGGUAGUGGCGCGGCACAUAGCCGAGAAAUACCAGUAUGACGUAGUCUUGGACGCGUUCUGCGGUGCAGGCGGGAACACCAUACAGUUCGCCCGGACCUGCAACAGAGUUGUCGCGAUUGACAUAGACGCCAACAAAAUUGCGAUGACGAAACACAACGCUACGAUAUACGGCGUACACGAGAAGAUUGAAUUCAUUACCGGCGACUUCUUCGAGUUGGCACCUCGUCUCAAAGCGGACAUGGUCUUCCUCAGCCCGCCAUGGGGAGGCCUGUCAUAUUCCAAGGUAAGUUGACUUUAAAGUUUUAUUGUGGCAUCAUGUGUCCAUUGCCAUUAUUAUUGUUGCUACGAGUACUUAUUUACGAAACAUCGCAGGAGAUGAUACUUAGAUAAAUGAUAUCGUUUGAAGUGUAUUUAUUGAAUUAAUUUUCAUUUCAUUAACAUGUGUGUUGUCCACAGGCGAAGGAGUACGACGUUGAGUCGAUGCUGAGGCCGAGACCGGCGUCAGAGCUGAUGCAAGUGGCGCGUACGAUAUCACCCAAUGUGGAAUUAUUCCUCCCUAGGAAUACCAGGCACGACCAAGUAAGACAUCGCCCCACAUUCUGCUCAUAAUAUAUUGUGUUCUGAUUCAUUCUCCUAUUGCUUCAAUGUUUGUAAAAGUUUGUUACGAUGGUUUAUUCUUUUGUUGGGGCGUAUCAUUUUAUAAUGUGUUUGUUUAUUUUACAGAUUGUGUCUUUGGCGCGUAAGCAGGGGUGGAGAUCGAAAAAAAUUACAUAGGGAGAGGCCUCGUGGGCAUAACGGCAUACUAUUUCUGAAAUCUGGUUUUAGAAGUAGUAUGUCCUUAACAGUUCACGCCUGGACUUUGGGCCUCCUCCACACAAGAGGAGUUUUCCUUAAUGUCCUCGCUUGGCAGGCGGGUUAGAGAUCUAUCUCAAGAUCUGGUUCAUCAGAGAGCGCUGCCCUUAGUCGAGUCUCGCGACACCCGCGGGAAGAGUGACUAAUGUAUUGUUGUAAAUACUCAACGAAUGAAUUAUUCUAAAUCUGUGAUAUAUUUUUAUAUUAAUUUAUAAAUAAAUGGAACGAUUUACUAAAUUA
Molecule: messenger RNA, 1386 nt
Organism: Spodoptera frugiperda (fall armyworm)
Lineage: Eukaryota; Metazoa; Arthropoda; Insecta; Lepidoptera; Noctuidae
Product: trimethylguanosine synthase-like
Exons: 2
Coding region: 209-586 (125 amino acids)
Biological process (GO): 7-methylguanosine RNA capping; 7-methylguanosine cap hypermethylation
Cellular component (GO): nucleus
Molecular function (GO): RNA cap trimethylguanosine synthase activity
Source: RefSeq, a predicted model, not a curated record